Molecule: messenger RNA, 3090 nt
Organism: Chrysemys picta bellii (western painted turtle)
Lineage: Eukaryota; Metazoa; Chordata; Testudines; Emydidae
Source: RefSeq, a predicted model, not a curated record
AUGCAUUGUUACUGGGCCUUUUGUGUUGCUCCAGGCAGCUGGUGGGAUCAUCUUUCCUGCAGCCCUCACAGCAAAUGGGCUUCAUGGGCGCAGCAGCUGGGGAUGGCGCCUUGCCCCACUGAGACCAUGUCAGAAGGGCUGCGCAGGGAGCCAGAGCCAGACUGUCCUGUUUGCUGGAACCCCUACAACAACACCUUCCGUACCCCAAAGCUCCUGGAGUGCCAGCACUCUUUUUGCAUCGAGUGCCUGGCACACCUGAGCCUGGUGUCCCCUGCCCGCAACCGGCUGCAAUGCCCACUCUGCCGCCAUCCCACAGUGCUCCCCUUCAACCAGCCCAUCACUGAGCUGCCCACCAACUCAGAUGUCCUGCGGCUGCUCAAACUGGAGCCCAACCAUAUCAUCCUGGAGGGCCGGCAGCUGUGCCUAAAGGACGAGCGGAAAUCACGGUACUUCCUGCGCCAGCCCAGGGUUUAUACCCUCAACCUGGGAACAGAUCCAGGGCCCAGGCUAGGUAGCUCCCAAGCUUCCCCUAGGCCGACCUCCAGCCCCAGCCGCUCUUCCCUUCGGCAGUGCAUCCGCCACCCCCAGUUCCGCAUCUUCGCCUACCUGAUGGCCAUCAUCCUCAGCGUGACACUGCUGCUCAUCUUCUCCAUCUUCUGGACCAAGCAGUUCCUGUGGGGCAUAGGCUGAGGGCUUGGCAAACCCCACAACUGGAGCUCAGAGUUCAACAUCUUCUCAGACAGCAAAAGGUGCCAGGUGACAUCAGCUACUUGGCAUCUGCUCUGGGCAGGGGAGCCCUCUCUGCACCCUCCAGGACCAUCUCUGCAGGCUCUGGCUAAUGAGCUCUGUUCCUGAUCUCUUCUCAGUGAUACACCCAGCCAUACUAGUGGUCUGGCUGCAUCCCAAGACCUGGGGGCUCCCCGGCAGCACUGAGCAUUGUGCACCAACAGCAGCAGAACCUGUAGGAUGUUCUGGAACUGCCCCAUCAGCUGAAGCUCUUUGCUGCCUGUCAUGGGGUCUGGGGCCCCAACAUGAGCUCCAGGGCACUAUGGGAAUACAGAUGCUCAUAGUAGUGGGCAACAGGGCCAUUAUACUGAAUGGCCAUGACUCAAGAGGAGGGGAUGCUGCAAACCCCAGCCCAGGAGGAAUGAGCCAGAACCUUAUGGAAAGUGAAGAUUUCUACAGCCUCGCCUGUGACUCAUCUUCUUGUCUCUCCUGGGAUAAUACCACGGAUCUGGGUGCCACCAAGGAUAACAUGCAGGCCAAGACAUUCAUGUCCACAGACUGACACCAUCUGUUGUGCCAAAGGUCUUCACGGGGGGCUGUGCUUUUUCCAUCUGCUGGAUAAGCAGACCCCUGGCCCACAGCAAAGACCUGCAAGAAAUUUAAUCUUUUGUCUUUUUGAGCUAAUUGUUGCACUUUUUGUUGUGUUGUUUACAAUCAAACACAUUCAGCUCCUGUGCCAGGGUCCCAGCUCCUCCUCUGCUCUCACCCCUCAACCUCACUUUCUUUUCCAGAGGCAAGAAAAUAAAUGUGAACGGUUUCCAUUUCCAUGGGGCAGACAUGGAUUGCCUGAACAGAGAAAGCACCAGUGUCUGUCCUAUUUCCUUGUCCUGCCUCUGGAUUAAGGCCAGUGGGUUCAGAUUGCAGCAGCUCUGUUUGAAGGGCAGCAUGGGGAAGGCUGUUCCAACUCCUCAGGUUUGCACUGACAUGUGAUUCCUUGGCUGUGCCUGUUCUACACCAAGAUGGGCUCAGUAGCAGUGACAGUGUUCCCCAUUGUGUACCUGGCUGACAGCUGGCAGGAACUGCAUGGUACUCUCACUGUGGGUAACUAGUCCCCAGGAGUGCUCAGUAUCUACACAGCCUGAGCAGCUUUGUUUCUUUAACAUUUACUCCAUCAGCCCAUCAUAAGUUGUGCUUUAGUCAUACUGAGCAACCCUGGGCCUCGCUAAUGUGGAUGGGAGACCUUUAAGGAAGCAAUAGCCAUGAGCCAGUCAGGGGUCUCUUCCCUUUGCCUCAGCACUCAACCAGUGUUCUGGAGGUGCUGUCUUUACCAGGUGAGACCUCAGGUCCCAGGCAGUCAAUAAAGAGCAGGUGUGGCAGCCACUGGCCACAUGCCAGGUGGGAUAAUUACAUUCUGUUUCCUGCAGUAAGAGUUAUGGAAGUUUGGCCUCAUGUCCUUCCCCAGACUGUUGGGGAAGUUUACUGUGUGCUGUCAUGCAGUAGGUGUGUUUCACCUCAGAGUUGGCUGCAUUUCAGGGGUGGGAGCUGCAAUCCAAGAGGUAGGAACAUAGUUGCAUCAAUGCUGGAAUUCAACUGCCACAACUGGGGAAGGAAAGGGCCCCACUUUUAACAGUUUGUUCGGCCAUCAGAAAAGGCCUUGGCCUGCAGACAGUGUCAUGGGGAAGAGGGUGGAGCUUCCUUCUUGCUGCAGGCUGUACCCCACCACCCCAUUGGUGGCUCAAGUCUCCAUCAUAGCAGGCAAUUCCUGUUGAUGUGAGAAAGGGGGCAGGUAACAUGAUGAUGGUACCCAUCGCUCCUCUUGGCAUAUUAACCCAUCCCUUCUGCUGCAGAGACUGACAAGUCUGGACUCCCGUGUGGGGAACGACAGCCUGAGGAUGGGGUGAGGCCAGGAGGAGAAGAGAAAAUAGAAGCUAGAGUCACUAAGGAAACUAUAAGGGACUGGAUGGCUUCGGAGUGGAGGCUGCUGGUUUGGAUCCAGGUGUUACCAUCUGAGAGCUGGCAUGGGCCUCUCUACAAUGAAUUCCAUGAUCAGCAGGCAGGUGGCUACAUUUAUUUAAUAAAGCAAGUCCUGCUAGGUCAGAGUCCAGCUAGACCUCAGUCUGUUCCAGCAGCAGCUCCUUCUGCUAGCACCUCUAUCUAAGGUCACUGUAGCUGAUGCAACCCAGAGGAGGGACAGGGCUGGGUAGCUGAAGGGAACUCAAAUGAUGUAUUGCUGCUCAAUCAAGUGAUUUCUAUUUGCCUGUAAACUACAGUGUAACCUUGUUUAAGGUACUGUCCAGAAGACCAAACAUCGGUUGCUUAGUAAAGAUGGAUCUUAAAAGAGCAAAUAAAUUGCACUGGAUAGCU